UCGAAAUGGCGAGCGCGCGGGUGCUCAUCUGCACUACUUUGCAGAUUUUGUUGCUGGCCUCAAGCGCAUUUCUUGAUAGCGCUGCAAUUGGUGUCAAUCUUGGUUUUUCUGGGAACAACUUACCUUCAAUAUCUCGGACUGUGGAGCUCAUUAAGUCCCUUCCAAUAAACAUCGACCGAGUGAAGAUAUUUGAAGCGAACGUGGAUGUCAUACGCGCGUUUGCGGGCUCAAAAUUGAAGAUGCUGGUGUCUGUAACGAAUAAUGAAAUCUCCAGCAUCGCGAGCAGUAGUCAGGCUGCCGCCAACUGGGUGAAAGACCACAUCGCUCCAGUUGCAUCCUCCACAAAUAUAGAGUUUGUCGCUGUUGGUAAUGAAGUACUGUCUCCUUCACGAAACGAUCUGGUUCCAGCAAUGAGAAACAUCAGGAGCGCUCUGGAUGCGAGUAACUUCCGAAACAUCAAGGUUACAACCCCACUUGCGCUCAACUUCCUCGCGGACGGCAGUUUCCCUCCAUCCAAAGGCAGCUUCCGAGGUGACUACAGCUCCAUACUCGGAUCUCUGCUGGACUUCCUCUCGAGCACAGACUCCCCAUUCAUGGUGAACGUGUACCCCUACUUCUCGUGGAAAAACGACCAAUCCAUCCCGCUGAGCUACGCCUUGUUCCAAAGCCGCCAAACCGUGGUAUCGGAUGGCCAGUACAACUACAACAACCUGCUGGAUGCGAUCGUGGACACUGUGUACGCGGCAAUGGAGAAAUCCGGCCAUGGAAAUGUUAAAAUCGCAAUCGGAGAAAGUGGCUGGCCAAGCAGUGGAGGAGACGGCGCCACAACUGAGAAUGCUCAAGCGUACCUCUCCGGUCUCAUCAACAAGAUCAACAGUGGGAAUGGAACUCCUCGCGUUUCAGGCCCGCUCAUAGCCAACAUCUUCGCUCUGUAUGAUGAAAAUCAGAAAGGAGGCGAAGAAAUUGAGAGGCACUUUGGGUUGCUCCGCCCGGAUGGUACACCUAAAUACUCCUUACCGUAGUCACAAUUGUGACCAACGUCAAAUAAAGUCAACAUAGUCAAACAUUGACUAUGUUUGAGCAGCUCCCUGUAAAGUUUUCUUUUCGUGUAACUGUAUUGUUUUAGUCCGUUGAAUAAAAUAUUGACUAGUCUUAAUUCAAUAAUUAAUAUAAAUUUAAUAAAC
Molecule: messenger RNA, 1184 nt
Organism: Selaginella moellendorffii
Lineage: Eukaryota; Viridiplantae; Streptophyta; Lycopodiopsida; Selaginellales; Selaginellaceae
Product: glucan endo-1,3-beta-glucosidase
Exons: 2
Coding region: 6-1022 (338 amino acids)
Biological process (GO): carbohydrate metabolic process
Cellular component (GO): plasma membrane
Molecular function (GO): hydrolase activity, hydrolyzing O-glycosyl compounds
Source: RefSeq, a predicted model, not a curated record